AUUUGUCUUGAUAACAUUAACAUCAAAGUUAGUACAACAAAACAAGCAGACAAUGGAUAGUUGCCAACGUCGCUCGUUCAGCAAAGUAACAAACGCGAAGAGAGGACCGCUACAUCAAAGCAGCAAUAUGUCACACCACAAGCGCAAAAAGUCAGAUCCAGUCGGAGAACAAGUUCUGAUUGAAUCAGACUUUGACGAGCUUGAACUCAUGGGGGGUUUAUAUGCCGAAUACGGUGCAUGUACGCGUAAAUCGAAAUUUAGAAUGUUUCCAAUUAAGCAUGUGAACAGUUUAAAACAAACGAUACAACCAACUGCACAGGGGAUUACAAAAGGGAAUCUGCCCCCAAGAAGGACUGUCCGAUUCGCAGACUAUGACGAAUACUCGAAUACAUAUCCCAGCAAUGUAUACGACAGGACUGGAGCUGAUAAGAUACAGGUGCGAGAUACUCGCGAGGCCGUUAUAUUAUAUUGCGAGCUCAUGCUUUUCAAACUAACUGAGAUGAGUUUGAAUCCAGAAUCAACGAAUACUGUAGCAUUACAUUAUGGUCAGUCCGGGAGCGCAGAAGCACGAUGGAAAGAAAUGGUGGUCAGCAAAAUUAUUAUGUCAAUGGACGUUAAGAAUAAAAUUUAAGGAAUAGAUGAUAUACAAUUUAGGAACUCUCCCAUUCUCCAACGCUCAACAAACGGAAAAAUGAGGUCAUGUCAUACUCUCUACAUAUAAAUACUUUGAAAGCAAACUCUCCACCCCGAGGAUUCGUAGCAGGCUAAAAAACCAAUAAGAUGCGUUUUCUAAUGAAGGUGUUUCUGCAGUGAAGAAGUGUUCGAGUGCCGGUACACACAUCGCUACACAGUGGCAUACUACUUAGGAAAUAAGUAUACAAACUGACUCCUAAUCUAACGAGCUCUAUUACUAGAAAGCGCACUAACGUAUGAGUUUGAACAACUCAAAUUACCGAGAAAGUAAGUGAAAUAGAUGUGUUAUGCUCUACACACUAUAUUUGGCCUAAAGAAAACACCGCGCCACUUUGUACAAUACCAAUUCUUUCUUUUUGUACCGCUCAUAUAAAAUCGUUCCGAGA
Molecule: messenger RNA, 1079 nt
Organism: Sphaeroforma arctica JP610
Lineage: Eukaryota; Ichthyosporea; Ichthyophonida
Exons: 1
Coding region: 53-631 (192 amino acids)
Source: RefSeq, a predicted model, not a curated record